Kickxella alabastrina is the source of this 1281-nucleotide messenger RNA. RefSeq lists its product as uncharacterized. The transcript has a single exon. The record is from RefSeq and is a predicted model, not a curated record. The coding region runs from base 487 to 1191 and encodes 234 amino acids. NCBI's taxonomy places the organism in Eukaryota, Fungi, Kickxellomycota, Kickxellomycetes, Kickxellales, Kickxellaceae.
AUGCGUUUCAAGCUUUGCUACUAUACCUUGCAGGGUUUUAUGCCUGGUUUUUACACAACGUAUUAACUGUGCACGGAAUUACCAUUGUUGUACCGGUGCCUUUAGAGAGACAUGGCAAACGCAACGUUUGUCACGGCUUUUCUAAAGGUGCGCAUGCUUUUGUACUUGGCAUACCAGUUUUAGCUGUACAUUUCUUUUAUCAGCCCUGGCACUACAUCGCUUACAAACACACUCUACAAUUGCAAGAUAUUUUAGCAAAGCUCAUACUCAUUUAGAUAUUUGCAUUCACAUCCAAAUAACUCAACAGAACACAACACAACACAACACAACACAACACAACACAACACAACACAACACAACACAACACACUAGUACAAGAUAGAGCAAGUCAACUCAUAUUUUAACAAGUACACUUUCCAACAAGUACACUCUCUAGCAGAUAGACCAGCACACCAGCACAUCAUCAAACCAGCACACAAGCAAACAAUGAGUUCAAAGCGUAAUUCAAUGCUCUUACCCACCACCUCAAAAAACACUGACACUACGAGACCAUCUAGAAUGUCGCCCUUAAAUCCAAAUGUUCCUCAGGGGCCCUCGGCCAGUAGCACAUCUACAAACACCGCUACCACUACGCUUGCUGAUAGAAUGGCAAGCCUUGCACAUAAGAGGCCAGUGGCCUCUUUGCAGAAUGGCUCAUUGUCUGCAACCGCGCAGAAAAUAAAUACAAAGCCGGCCAUCUCUUCUGAAGCAUAUGCAAACAUGUCAUUGGCUGCCAGAAUGGCAAUCCUGGCACCCAAGAAGCCCGUGGGCGCUACAAUAACAGGCUCGACAUCUGCCAUUGCACUAAAGAAGAGACACGACUUGAUGGCCGUGACCAUUCACUAUGUUGCAAAGGUCGAAAAGCAAGGGAUAAAGGUAGAUGAGGAGUUUAAGUACGUUUUAAAUAUUCCAAAGACCGCCACUCUUGUUGAUUUAAAGAUUGAAUUUGCCCGCAUUUAUAUUGAGAUGGGCCCAUUCAGCUUUGCAAACAACAAGAGUUAUAAUGUCACAUGGAGCGGGGGCAAGUGCGUUCACGAGUUUACUGAAGCCAGCGGUAAAAGGCUGUUUCUCAAGCUUGAGAAGGGAGCCAGAAUGUUUAAAAUUCCAAAGAGUACCGAGUGGAACAUAAUAAAAAGCGAGACUAGGUUCUAAUAACUACAAGUAUUUGGAUUUAUAAUUUUAUAUUGCACCAAACAGCGGGCCUAAGUUUAAAUUACUGCUAGUCUGUCAUCGACUAGGCGU